GACAAAUGAAGUGACAGUACAAACUUGUGAGGAUUAACUCACUCUAAAACCCUUUAAACCUCUGCACUGUAGUGUAUUGUUGAACACAAAGAAGAUGCAGCGCGUCGUAAGAAAACUAACCAGCAUAAUUUCACACAGACAAGUUGUAGGUUUUCGUGCCUAUUGCACUGGCGGGGUUGUUUUUGAUGUUGGACAGCCAACCUCCGCAUCUCAUCCCCAGCUACUAAAAGAUGGGGAGCUCACACCGGGCAUAUCUACUGAGGAAUACAUCCUAAGAAGAAAAAAGUUGUUGGAACUUCUCCCAGAGAAGAGUUUGGCAAUCAUCGCUGCUGCCCCAGUAAAGAUGAUGACAGAUGUUGUGCCUUAUACAUUUCGACAAGAUGCUGAUUACUUGUAUAUCACAGGCUGCCAACAGCCUGGUGGUGUGGCCAUUUUGGGACACGACUGUGGUUUAUGCAUGUUCAUGCCAGAAGCUAAGCCUUAUGAUGUUAUUUGGCAAGGGCAGAUAGCAGGAGUUGAUGCAGCAGUAGAUACAUUCAAGGCUGAUAAGGCAUAUCCAAUGAGAAAAUUGCAUGAGAUCCUUCCCGAUAUGAUAAAGGGAUCAUCAAAAGUGUUCCACAAUGUCCAGACUGCAACUCCAGCAUAUAUGGAAAUGGAAGCAUUCAAAAAACUAGCUUACUGUAACAAUGUAAUGGAUCUAGCUGUUUACACCCAUCAACUGCGAUGGAUAAAGUCACCAGCAGAGCUUAAGCUGAUGAAGGAAUCUGCAUCCAUCGCUUGUCAGGCUCUUUUGUUGACAAUGCUACAUUCAAAGACAUACCCUUUUGAAGGUACACUUGCAGCAAAGGUUGAAUAUGAAUGCAAAAUUAGAGGUGCCCAGCGGAUGGGAUUCAAUCCUGUGGUUGGUGGUGGACCUAAUGGAAGCAUUAUACAUUAUUCUAGGAAUGAUCAGAGAAUUAAACAAGGGGAUCUUGUUUUGAUGGAUAUUGGAUGUGAGUUACAUGGCUAUGCCAGUGAUCUUACCAGGACAUGGCCACCUUGUGGUAGCUUUUCUUCUGCCCAGGAGGAGCUUUAUCAGCUUAUACUGGAAACAAAUAAGCAUUGUGUGGAACUUUGUAAGCCUGGUGCCAGUAUUAGGCAAAUACACAACCAUUCGGUUGAAAUGCUGCAGAAAGGACUCAAAGAGCUUGGGAUUUUGAGAGGUGUUGGAAGCAGUUCCUACCAUAAGCUUAACCCAACUUCUAUAGGUCACUAUCUAGGGAUGGACAUCCAUGAUUGUUCAAUGGUCAGCUUUGACGGUCCUCUGAAGCCAGGUGUUGUAAUAACUAUUGAACCAGGAGUGUACAUCCCGUCUUCUUUUAAUGGUCCGGGGAGGUAUCGAGGCAUUGGGAUACGGAUUGAGGAUGAGGUUCUCAUCACAGAAACUGGUUAUGAGGUCCUAACAGCAUCAAUCCCAAAAGAAGUGAAGCAUAUUGAGUCCUUGCUAAACAAUUUCUGCCAUGGAAUGGGAACGCUGGACAGCCAAAACAACUGAAGAGGUUAACCCAACUGAUAUAUUCCUUAUGCCAGCAGUUGCAGACAACAACCAGAACAGUGAAUCCUUGAGACGGGCAUGCCAUUGUUUGGAGCAGUAACUAAAUUUUUAUCCUUUAUUUUGGUCUCCUGCAUAUUUUUUCAACCUGUGAAACAUGUACUUUAUAAUCUUGACGAGGACAACGAGGUGGUCGAGGGUGGGGAUAUGUUAUUUAUGUUGUGUUAGUGUUAGGAUUUGGAUGAUAAAAGAUAAAUUAGAGAAAGAAAUGGAUAACCAUACAUUUUAUCUGAUU
This is a messenger RNA of Vigna angularis (adzuki bean), 1826 nucleotides long. Its product is annotated as intermediate cleaving peptidase 55, mitochondrial. Gene Ontology annotation, cellular component: mitochondrion. Gene Ontology annotation, molecular function: metalloaminopeptidase activity; manganese ion binding. NCBI's taxonomy places the organism in Eukaryota, Viridiplantae, Streptophyta, Magnoliopsida, Fabales, Fabaceae. The record is from RefSeq and is a predicted model, not a curated record. The coding region runs from base 95 to 1534 and encodes 479 amino acids. The transcript is spliced from 14 exons.